ACUUUUGUUUACGACUUUUACGUAACUCAGUAAAGACGUUUUGGCUAGCUUCAUAAUUUAUAAAGAAAAAUUUUCACAAUGGCUCAAUCAAAUAUUUUUUCUCGACUUCUACAUCCAAUCAGACAGUUAACAUUUAGGUGUGAUAAAGUUACCGUAUUGAGAUUUCUGUCAUCCGACACCAGCAGCGGAGAUAUGUACCCCUCACCUCAAACUGAACCAUGGAUUCCACCAUAUGUUGAAAGGGAAAAUGAGUCAUCCACUUUGAAAAAGGCCAGACUAAUGUAUCAAUCCAGAAAACGUGGUAUGUUGGAAAAUGGUUUGAUUCUCAGCACAUUUGCCUCACGCUACUUGGAUGGAAUGAGUGAUGAUCAAAUGUCUUUAUAUGACAGACUGAUCAAUUUACCCUCAAAUGAUUGGGAUAUUUACUAUUGGGCAACUGGUGUAAGAGAGACACCUGAAGAGUUUAACAAUGAAAUCAUGGAUCUAUUGAAGGAUCAUGUAAAAAAUAAAGAUAAGGAAUCAAGAUUUAAACAACCUGAUUUAUAUUGAUGAUUUCCAUAUGGAUGAUUGUAUUUAGAAUUGAUUUAAUACAUCUUAAAUCUUA
Messenger RNA from Daphnia pulex (common water flea), 604 nucleotides. Its product is annotated as succinate dehydrogenase assembly factor 2, mitochondrial-like. The transcript is spliced from 4 exons. Gene Ontology annotation, cellular component: mitochondrion. NCBI's taxonomy places the organism in Eukaryota, Metazoa, Arthropoda, Branchiopoda, Diplostraca, Daphniidae. The record is from RefSeq and is a predicted model, not a curated record. The coding region runs from base 79 to 549 and encodes 156 amino acids. Gene Ontology annotation, biological process: protein-FAD linkage; mitochondrial electron transport, succinate to ubiquinone; tricarboxylic acid cycle.